Molecule: messenger RNA, 1891 nt
Organism: Anastrepha obliqua
Lineage: Eukaryota; Metazoa; Arthropoda; Insecta; Diptera; Tephritidae
Product: putative fatty acyl-CoA reductase CG5065
Exons: 5
Coding region: 1-1581 (526 amino acids)
Biological process (GO): long-chain fatty-acyl-CoA metabolic process
Cellular component (GO): peroxisome
Molecular function (GO): alcohol-forming very long-chain fatty acyl-CoA reductase (NADP+) activity
Source: RefSeq, a predicted model, not a curated record
AUGGACCUCCUUACUACCGUGGACGAAUGCGAGAACUCAGAAAUAGCCCAAUGGUAUUCCGGUAAAAAUGUACUUAUAACCGGCGCCACAGGAUUUAUGGGAAAAGUGUUAGUGGAGAAGUUGUUGCGCAGUUGCUCAGGUGUCAACAGGAUUUAUCUGCUGAUCAGAUCAAAGAAAGGUGUUGACCCUUUGGCACGCAAGGAUCAAUUUCUUAAAUGCGUGAUUUUUAACAAAGUGUUGAAGGAAAAUCCUGAUAUCGUGAAUAAGAUCCAAGUUGUCAAAGGUGAUGUGAUGGAUUAUGGCCUGGGCUUGAGCGCAAAUGACACCAACGAAUUGGUAUCGAAUGUUGAAGUGAUAUUUCAUUGUGCUGCUAAUGUAAGAUUUGACCAGCCACUUCGACCAAUGGUGCGAAUGAAUGUUGCCGGUACAUUGAAGGUACUCCAGUUAGCAGAAACAAUGGCAAACCUCAAAGUUAUCAUACACGUAUCUACGUCAUAUUGUCAGUGUAAUGAAAGCGUUCUGGAGGAACGUGCCUAUCCAGCGCCACAAAAUCCUUACGAUGUAAUAAAAAUGGUGGAAGAAAUGAAUGAUGAAGAUUUGAAGGAAAUAACACCAAGACUGCUUAAUGGACUUCCGAACACCUACGCCUACAGCAAAGCACUUACUGAGGACCUGAUAUGUCGAUAUGGAAAAAACUUACCUAUAAUUAUUACUCGACCGUCAAUUGUCACCGCAGCAAUCAAGGAACCUCUGCCCGGUUGGAUAGAGGGCGUUAACGGACCCACCGGUUUAAUGAUUGGAGCAGCACGCGGUAUUAUUCGCUCAAUGCAUUGCAAUCCUGAAUACUCAUCGACAGUCAUACCAGUGGAUAAAGCUAUUAAUGGCAUGAUAGUAGCGGGUUACAAACGUAGCAAAUCAAAGGAAAAAGGCUCUAUAGAAUUUUGUAAUCUUUGCAUUUCGAAGAAAGCCUUAUUUUCUUGGGGUGAAAGCAUCGAGACUGGAAAAAGAUUUUUCUACGAAUUCCCGCUCAGUUAUGCAUUAUGGUUUCCAGAUGGAUCGAUCAAAAAGAGCUAUUAUCAUCAUCUAUUCUGCGUGAUUUUAUUUCAUUAUCUUCCGGCAUACAUCAUCGAUUUUUUAUUACUAAUUGUUGGACGAAAACCUUUUAUGGUGCAUAUACAAAAUAAGAUAUCAACGGGACUUAAACUAUUGCAGUACUACACCACUAAGGACUGGGAUUUUCGCAACGAGAAUUUCCAACGCUUAAGUGAUAACCUAAACCAAACAGAUCAGGAGUUGUUUGACACAUCCGUAGGUCAAGUGAAUUGGGAGCAAUACAUACGAGGCUACAUAAUCGGUAUGAGAACGUACAUACUUGGCGAAAAUGAAGAGACAAUUCCGAAAGCGAAGAGGGUGUUGCGCAGAUUAUAUAUUUUAGAUCGCAUAACCACAUACACGUUUUAUAUAUUAGUUUUUUGGUUCUUGUGGGCUCAUUUAGAAGGCUUUUUGGAGCAGAGCGAUGCAAUAAUACGAUCUUCUCUGCAGAUAAUUUACAAAGACUACAACAAAACUGUGCAUUUGUAGUUUAAAUGUUUGAAAGUGACCUGUUUAAUUUUUUGUUGUUUACUAAAUACUACAUUACUUUGUAUAUAUUUACAUAUAUAUGUCGGUAUGUGUCUACAUACAUAUACUCUUUAAAUUCAAGAAAUACACAUCUAUACAUAAACCUAUUCCAGGUAUACAUGCACAGGUACUAUAUGUACCUUAUUAAAUCUAUAUACAUAUGUUUGUGUGUAUGUAUGUAUGAUUUCGAAUAUUAGUCAGUAAAACUAAAUACAACUCAAAGAUUAAAUAAACAUAUUGCCAUUUGAAGUACCAAGAUUCUUGCCAAGAA